Nannizzia gypsea CBS 118893 is the source of this 1260-nucleotide messenger RNA. RefSeq lists its product as hypothetical. NCBI's taxonomy places the organism in Eukaryota, Fungi, Ascomycota, Eurotiomycetes, Onygenales, Arthrodermataceae. The record is from RefSeq and is a predicted model, not a curated record. Bases 1 to 1260 code for a protein of 419 amino acids. The transcript is spliced from 3 exons. Gene Ontology annotation, molecular function: oxidoreductase activity.
AUGGAGCAUCUUACCUCGCUGUGUAUGGCAGCGAAAGAGUCGCUCUUCACCGUACCAGGGAUGGUAUGCGUGGGCGCCGCGUACCUCGCAGCGGUACAGCUUCUUCGAUUCGAGAGAAUCCGCAGCCUGGAGAAGCAGUAUGGGUACCAUACCCGUGAGACUAUGAGCAAGAUGACGGACGACGAGGCGUGGGCGAUUCAGCAAACAAUGAUGACGCUGGAGUUUCCGUUCUUCACGCUCAAGGGACUACAGUUUGCACUGUUCAAGACGUAUGGAAUCCCUACCAUCUCGACGCUGCUGGUGCAAACCUCCGAGCUCUCUAGCCCCAAGACGUCGCAAAAGCGGUAUAUGGACACUUCAGUCUUGAUCAACGAAUUCGUGGCGAACCCGCCCUCCUCUGAAAGGGCACAGGAAGCGCUCGCCCGCAUGAACUACCUACAUAGCCACUACCGUAAAUCAGGUAAAAUACUGGACGAUGACAUGCUAUAUACUCUUAGCCUGUUUGCACUUGAACCAACUCGCUGGGUAGACCAGUACGACUGGCGUAAGGUCACUGACCUGGAGAGAUGUGCUGCGGGGACAUUUUGGAAGAGCGUAGGUGACGCAAUGGAAAUCAAGUAUGACAAGCUGCCGUCAGCCAGCACGGGGUUCAGAGACGGAAUACACUGGCUGGAAGAGAUCGAUGCAUGGAGCAGGGAGUAUGAACACAAGUGCAUGGUUCCAGACAAGAAUAACCAUGAAACGGCCAACGAGACCGUGGAACUGCUACUUUACAAUGCGCCAAAGUUCUUACACCCCAUCCUGUGGAAGGGCGUCAUUUUCCUGAUGGAGGACCGUCUCCGGGUUGCAAUGAUAUAUGAACGCCCAGAGUGGGUAUAUCGGUGUAUUUUCGCGAAUAUCCUGGCUCUGCGCCAGUUCGUGGCCCGCCAUCUGCUGCUGCCCCGGCCCUACUAUCGCCGGGCGCUUCGUCAUGCUGAAGAUGGUGACGAUGGCUCCAGUCCACACAACGUCUUAGCCUGGGACAACGCGCCCUACUAUGUCAAGCCCACUCUCUGGAACCGUUGGGGGCCGGAGGCGAUGUAUACUCGGCUGCUGGGCAAACCAGUUCCUGGUGACGACGGUGACAAGUAUUCUCCGAACGGGUUCGUCACCCCGAGCGUGGGACCACAGCGGUUCUUGGGCAAGGGUGAGGAGUAUCACGGCCUGAUGAAGAAGAAGCUGCAGUCUGAACGGACAGGGCAGUGUCCUUUUAUGAGAUGA